Messenger RNA from Schistocerca cancellata (South American locust), 8493 nucleotides. RefSeq names its product serine/arginine repetitive matrix protein 2-like. NCBI's taxonomy places the organism in Eukaryota, Metazoa, Arthropoda, Insecta, Orthoptera, Acrididae. The transcript has 11 exons. The coding region runs from base 71 to 8035 and encodes 2654 amino acids. The record is from RefSeq and is a predicted model, not a curated record.
ACUUCGUAAAUGUUGUCUUUGCCCGCUACUUUACUUCUCUGCUUCAAUGUCUUGAAAUAAGUUAGUGAAUAUGGCGUAUCAACAUCAGUUUACAUCGGAAGAAAAUGAAGAUGACUUAGAAAAACUACGGCUUGCUGCUCUUAAAUCAUUGCGGACUGCAAAAGCAGUUCCUAAAGUUGUCAGGAAGUUUAAGAAGGUCAAUAAGAAGUUUAUUUUUAAGGGCCAAGGAAUUCGAACUAACUGCUAUAAUGGCAAAUCAAUGAAAAAGAAUUUCAGAGGUAACUCAAACCAGAAUUUCAGAGGCAACUCAAACCAGAAUUUUAGAAACAACUCAAACCUUAUUACAAUAGUUCCUGUGGUGGAAAUGUCUGGGGCCUCUGGGAGUGAAUGUGGAGGACAAUCUUCAGAAAGUAAAGAUUCAGAAGUUAAUCAAGUGCCAUCAAAAUUCAGCCGAUAUGAUGAUGACAAUUCAGAUAAUAGUGAUGAAGAUUUUAUGGGCUACUGUGGUACAAAUGGAGUUGAAGAAGAUGAAAGUGCAGAGGAAGAUUCUGACAUAUUGUUACUAGAUACAAAUGAAGAAGAAAGUCUGGAAAAACUAAUGGAUGAAUUAGAAGAAGAGAUAAAGAAAACUGAAAGGACUUCACUGUCUGUAACAAGUGCAGAUGACAGUGAAACGGAGGUACCAGAAAAAAGUGUUCUGCAGGAAGAAACUGAUGUAAAAGUUUGCCGUGAUCAACAACCGGAGUCUUGUGUGAGUGAUGUGUGUGUUCAGCCUGAUGUUGUGAGUGAAAAUUCUGUUACAAUUAGUGCUCUGCAAGGAACAACAAAAGAAGUGGUCAGCAGCACUGUAGAUGCUGCAUAUGACAAUGGACAAACACUUUCCACUGUAAAAGCCCAAGAAACAUGUACUCUGCUAAUUUCAGUGCCAGUAUCUACAGUGAAGACCACAGACAAUGAACCAGCUGCUCAGGCUGAAAAUUCCCAUAUUACUUUAAAAAUGUCUCAAAUAUCAAGGCAUUCACCACCUGAUAAUAAGUACAUCAAAUGUUCCAAUAAGAGUGUAAUAACCCCAAACCAGUCCCCUGUUCAUUCACCUGGGCAAUGUAGCCAUCCAGAAAAUUGUCAAAGCCAAGGGUCUUCAUUGUACAAACCCACCUCAUGUAGUCCUGGAGCAACCCACAAUACAAGCAGAGUUUCAGACUCAUCUUCAAUAUAUAAUUCAGUGUCUCAAGUGGAAAGGUCUCAGGUUCAUGAUAACAGAUCUCAAAGCACAAAAUCCCCAGUCUAUCGACGAUCACGAACUCCACCAUCACCAUCUAGGACUACUACUUCAAAAAUGAGAAACUCCUUCAGCCGAUCAUGCAGUCCAAGAUCUCCAUUGCGAAUUCGAAGGUCACCUGCACAUGCUGUGAAAUCACGAAGCCCCAAGUCACCUGUACGUAAACUAAGUCCUCAUAAUUCUAGAUCACCGAUUUAUGAUUCAAGACCAUAUACACAAACGUCACCAGUUCACUCUCUUCAAUCACGGAGCCCACAUUCUCCUUGCAGUAGUGAUAGAUUUCAUAGUCCUUCACGCAUUCAUAGGUCUUCGAGAAUUUCUACAUCAAAAUCUCCAGUUCACCAAGUGAGGUCACCUAGCCCAAGACCUUCCACUCAUUUGCGAAGAUCUUGCAGUCCAAGAUCAAGUCCUCUCAGGCAUACAUCUCGGUCUCCAAGAUCAAGUCCUCAUAACCAGAAAUCUCUUAGUCCAAGAUCAAUUGCUCACAAGCGACAAUCCUGCAGUCCGAGGUCUGCUACUCACAUGCGAAGAUCAUGCAGCCCGAGGCCUGCUGCAAAUGUACAAAGAUCGUGCAGUCCAAGAUCAGCUGUGACUAUGCGGAGAUCUCGUAGUCCAGGACCAGCAUCAAGUAUGCGUAUAUCUUGCAGUCCAGGACCAUCAUCAACUAUGAGAUCUCAUAGUCCAGGACCAGUGACAAGUAUGCGGAGAUCGUGCAGUCCGGGGCCAGCAAUAACCAUGCGGAGAUCACGCAGUCCAGGACCACUGACGAACACACAGAGGUCACGCAGUCCAGAGCCACUGAUGAACAUGCAGAGGUCACGGAGUCCAGGGCCUGUGAAGAACAUGCGGAGGUCACACAGUUCAGGGCCUGCGAUGAGCAUGCGGAGGUCGUGCAGUCCAGGGCCACAGACAAGCAGGCGGAGGUCACGCAGUCCAGGGCCACAGACAAGCAGGCGGAGGUCACGCAGUCCAGGGCCACAGACAAGCAGGCAGAGGUCACGCAGUCCAGGGCCACAGACAAGCAGGCAGAGGUCACGCAGUCCAGGGCCACAGACAAGCAGGCAGAGGUCACGCAGUCCAGGGCCACAGACAAGCAGGCAGAGGUCACGCAGUCCAGGGCCACAGACAAGCAGGCAGAGGUCACGCAGUCCAGGGCCACAGACAAGCAGGCGGAGGUCUCGCAGUCCAGGGCUGCAGAUGAGCAGGCAGAGAUCAUGCAGUCCAGGGCCAAGGAUAAGCGUGCGGAGAUCACGGAGUCCAGGGUCAGUGACAAGCAUGUGGAGGUCACGGAGUCCCGGGCCAGUAAAGAGCAAUCGGAGGUCAUGCAGCCCAGGGCCAGUGAAGAGCAAGCGGAGGUCAUGCAGCCCAGGGCCAGUGAAGAGCAAGCGGAGGUCACGCAGUCCAGGGCCAGCAAAGAACAUGCGGAGGUCACGUAGUCCAGGGCCAGCAACGAGUUUGCGAAGGUCCCACAGUCCAGGGCCAGCAACGAACAUGCGGAGAUCACGCAGUCCACAGCCAGCGACGAGCAUGCGGAGAUCACACAGUCCAGGGCCAGCGACAAGAAUGCUGAGAUCACGCAGUCCACAACCAGUGACGAGCAUGCGGAGAUCACCCAGUCCAGUGCCAGCAAGGAACAGGUGGAUGUCACGCAGUCCAGGUCCAGUGAGGAGCAGGCAGAGAUCACGCAGCCCAGGUCCAGCGAGGAGCAGGCAGAGAUCACGCAGCCCAGGUCCAGUGAGGAGCAUGCGGAGAUCACGCAGUCCAGGCCCAAUGACGAGCAUGCGGAGAUCACACAGUCCACACCCAAUGACGAGCAUGCGGAGAUCACGCAGUCCAGGGGCAAGGACGAGCAUGCGGAGAUCACGCAGCCCAGGGCCAAGGACGAGCAUGCGUAGAUCACGCAGCCCAGGGCCAAGGACGAGCAUGUGUAGAUCGCGCAGUCCUGGGCCAGUGACGAGCAAGCGUAGAUCGCGCAGUCCAGGGCCAGUGACAAGCAAGCAUAAAUCACGCAGUCCAGGACCAGCAAAGAACAUGCGUAGAUCGCGCAGUCCAGGACCAACAACAAAUACACGGAGAUCUCGUAGUCCAGGACCUGCAAGGAAUGCGAGGAGAUCUCGCAGCCCGAGACCAGCAGUGAGUGCACGGAGAUCCCGCAGUCCUGGACCGACAGUGAGUACGCGGAGAUCUCGCAGUCCAGGACCUGCAACAUGUACCCGGAGAUCUCACAGUCCAGGACCUGUAACACGUACACGGAGAUCACGCAGUUCAGGACCGGCAAUGAGCACACAGAGAUCUCGCAGUCCAAGACCAGCAGUGAACACACGGAGAUCUCGCAGUCCAGGUCUGGCAGUCAGCACACGGAGAUCUCGCAGUCCAAGACCAGCAGUGAACACACGGAGAUCUCGCAGUCCAGGUCCGGCUGUCAGCACACGGAGAUCUCGCAGUCCAGGACGGGGAAUGAGCACACGGAGAUCUCGCAGUCCAGGACCGGCAGUGAGCACACGGAGAUCUCGCAGUCCAGGACGGGCAGUGAGCACACGGAGAUCUCGCAGUCCAGGAAGGGCAGUGGGCACACGGAGAUCUCGCAGUCCAGGAAGAGGAGUGGGCACACGGAGAUCUCGCAGUCCAGGAUGGGCAGUGAGCACACGGAGAUCUCGCAGUCCAGGAAGGGGAGUGGACACGAAGAGAUCUCGCAGUCCAGGACAGGCAAUGAGCACACGGAGAUCUCGCAGUCCAGGACGGGCAGUGAGCACACGGAGAUCUUGCAGUCCAGGACGGGCAGUGAGCACACAGAGAUCUUGCAGUCCAGGACCAGCAGCGAGCACACGGAGAUCUCGCAGUCCAGGACGGGCAGUGAGCACACGGAGAUCUCGCAGUCCAGGACGGGCAGUGAGCACACGGAGAUCUCGCAGUCCAGGAUGGGGAAUGACCACACGGAGAUCUCGCAGUCCAGGACGGGCAGUGUGCACACGAAGAUCUCGCAGUCCAGGACGGGCAGUAAGCACACGGAAAUCUCGCAGUCCAGGACCGGCAAUGUGCACACGAAGAUCUCGCAGUCCAGGACUGGCAAAGUGCACACGAAGAUCUCGCAGUCCAGGACCGGCAAUGACUACACGAAGAUCUCGCAGUCCAGGACCGACAAUGACCACACGAAGAUCUCGCAGUCCAGGACCGGCAAUGGCCACACGAAGAUCUCGCAGUCCAGGACCGACCAAGAGUACAAGGAGAUCUCGCAGUCCAGGAGUGGCUAAGAGCAAACGGAGAUCUCGCAGUCCAGGACCGGCCAAAGGCACACGGAUGUCUCGCAGUCCAGGACCGGAAAUGAGCUCAAACAGAUCUCGCAGUCCAGGACCACUAAUGAGCAUUCAUAGAUCUCACAGCCCAAGACCUGUAACAUGUAUGCAGAGAUCUCGCAGUCCACGGCCAUCUUCUAGUGCCCGGAGAUCUCGCAGUCCGAGACCAUCUACCGAUACCCGAAGAUCUCGCAGUCCAAGACCAGUUAACAGUACUCGAAGAUCUCGCAGUCCAAGACCAGCUGGUAGUGUGCGACGAUCUCACAGUCCAAGACCGUCUGUGAGUGUGCUGAGAUCUCACAGUCCCAGACCAGUAGUGAGUAUUCGAAGAUCUCGCAGCCCGAGACUGAUAGUGAGUACUCGUAGAUCUCGGAGUCCAAGAUCAGCUUCUGAUAUGCGGAGAUCACACAGUCCAAGACCACGUACUAAUCUGCGUAGAUCUAGAAGUCCAAGCCCUGCCAUGAAUAUACGGAAGUCUCGCAGUCCAAGAACAGCAGCUAAGGUACAGAGAUCUGUUAGUCCAACACCAGCCUCUAAUAUGCAGAGCUCUAUUAGCCCAAGACCAGCCACAAAUUUGAGAAGAUCUCUGAGUCCAAGACCAGGUACUAAUAUUCGGAGAUCUCCCAGUCCAAGACCAAUGGCUAUUGUACGAAGAUCUCUCAGUCCAAGACCACCUGCUAAAAUACGGAGAUCUGUUAGUCCACAGCCAGCUGCUAAGAUACGAAGAUCAGGAAGUCCCAGACCAACUGCUAAUGUGCGUAGAUCUGGCAGUCCAAGAACAGCCACUAAGGUACUGAGAUCUAAUAGUCCAAGACCAGCUGCUCAUGUGCGGAGCUCUGGUAGUCCAAGAAGAGUUGCUCUGAUAAAGAGAUCUGGUAGUCCGAGACAAACUGCUCAGAUGUGCAUAUCUUUUAGUCCAAGAUUAACUGAACACAGGAGGAAAUCCUCUAGUCCCAGAUCGUGUACUCGCGUGAAGAAGUCGUGUAGCCCUAGGUCAGCCACCCAAAUACGGAGAUCUUGUAGUCCCAGACAAGUCAGUCAGAGGAAGAGGUCUCGUAGUCCCACUUGGUCUCCAGCUAGAAAAUCUGCAUCACAAUUCAGAAAGCUGUCAAGAUCACCAUCUAGGAGAUAUUCUGACAACCAUUAUUCUCCUUCACAUUCCAGAUGCUCUAGAAAGCAUUCAUUAUCACCAAGAUCCAGAAAUUACAUUUCACCAGGUAGGUCUGGCUCACCAAGGGAAAGACAAAAGUCACCACAAUGCAAAAUAUCUCCAGUUAGAAUGCAGGCACAUGACCGGAGAAGUAUUACAUCACAGAAGAAAUCCAUUUCUCCAAAGUGCAGGAGGCAUUCGCUGUCACCAGGAAAAGGAUAUGUAAAGUCACCCAUUAUCCAAAGAACAUUUGCGUCACCCAAAAGACACUCACCAGAUGUGCAGCGGAAGAGAUCACCUAUAAAUUUUCCUUCAAAUAAGUCAAAUGUUUCAAAACAUGCCAUGCAGAGAAGCAAAUCACCAGUUUCAAGAGUUUCGAAUUCGCCUCCAAUAAGUCUAGAGCAACUACAUUUGAAUAGGAAGCAUUCAAAGGGUAGGAGCCCAUCUCCCUGUCCAAUUAAAAUGUAUGGUGUAUCAAGUACCAGAAAAAAGUCCCCAGAAAAACUACCAAGAAAAUCAUCUCAUAUGUCUUCUAAAGACAGAGAAAAUGUGCAUUACACAGCAUCACCAUAUGACCAUCAGGUCUCUACUUCUCCAGAGGUGAAACCUUCUCACACGGAUAAAUGUUACAGAAGUCCACAAAGAAAAACAUCACCACAUUUAAUGGCAUCGUUGUCACCUCUCUCUCCACAGAACUCAUUCUCUUUCUCAGGGGCUCAUGAAGAUGAUCAUUCAUUACGGAGAAAAGAUGUAGGUUUAAUUCAUGGAAAGCCCAUGCAUGACAAUCGAAAGAAUAAUACAUCUGUAGAAGAAUUAUAUUGUCAUUCAGAUAACCCCUCAACCCAGAAAAGUCGGAGUCAGACACCAAGCCUGAGCCCGUCACCUGAGAAAAACUCUGAGUCAGAAAAUAAAUACUAUACAGUGCCUCUCAGAAUCCAAACCUCAUCUCUAGGUUACAAGAAUCCCCCUGUUUCUAAUUCUUUGAAAAACAAUGACAUCAGUUGUUGGCAAGGAGCUUCGGCAUGCUCAGUUACCACUGAUAGUGGUAACAAAGUUAAGUCGUUAAGAAAAAAUCAUGAUGAAAGUGUUACACAGACCAGAUCUGAGCUGAUGUCCAAAAACUGCACAAAAAAAACAGAAAGAAAAACGUCACAUAAAUAUAGGAUGAAAGAUAAAAAUAAGAAAGGACAUAUAGUGGCGAUGUGUCAGGAUGAACCAAAGUCAUUGGCACUAAACUCUGAUGUUAUCGACACAGGUAGAAGUAUGGUGAAUGAUAAUGUUCCUAUUCAGGAGACUAAAAAAAGAAAAUUUGAUUCCUCAGAUUCUCUUGAACAUUCUUGUAAAACAAAUAGCUUGGAUCAGUUAUCAGAAACUGAGGUAGAGAAGGAAAUGGAAACUGUCACUAAAAUAGCUAAUACCACCGAUGACAGAACCUUAGAUGAACUUGAAGAUCUUUUGGACUUGGAAUUAGAUAAAUCAGUUGAUUUAUGGGAAAGUGAUGAAUCAGAAAAUGAGCAUUUUCAUCAAGAAACAAAGACCCUGGAAAAAUCUUUAGAUUUAGCUGAAGAUCAGCACUCAAGAACUUGUGGUAUGGAAAUGGACAGUGCAGUUGCGAAAGGAAGACUGAAAGACACCACUGGUGAAAAAUUAAACUUCUCUACCACAGGAGAUUCACCUGGUGAAGAAAGUAAGGUGAUAAAAGUUACAUCAGGUGGAUCGGGCAAGAGGAAGAAAAGAUCAGACUCUCGGAAAAAUUCGUCUAGAAAGUCCAGCCGCAGAGAAAACAGAAUUAAAGUGCAGCAGUUGGGAGAGCAGUGUAGCCCAUCAAAAACAGAAUCAGCAGAUGAAAGCAUGGAGCAUACUGAUAUAACAGACUGUGACCUCAGGGCAGAGCUAAGUCGAAGACGAGCAGAAAGAUUACUUAAGGCAGGGUCAUUACAUACUGCACUCCCUACAAGGUUACUGCAAUCUGCAUUUCGGGGACUUGGUAGCGGCAAAACUGCCAAGAAAGAGGCCAGUGAACGCAAAUCGUGUGACAGAGAGCUGCAGAAAAGAGACAAAACAGAUGGACGAAGAGUUAUGGUUCUGAAGUCACCCCCUUCUGAAGAUCAGGAUGUUGUGAGCCUCAGUGUCACCAUACCAAAGGAUAAAAAGGAUAAAAACUCUCCAUCAAAAGUACCUGUUCACUUACGCCUUGGCCUUCCUAGUAGUAGCUGGGACACACAGAAUUCCCAUUCAAGACGAAGAGGUUAUCGUAAGGUGAAGCUUAAACGCAGUGUGAUUGUUUCAUCUGAGAAAGGUCAUAAGGUUUAAUCUUGGAUUGGACAUAAGGAAAGGCAAAAUAUUAGAAACGAGAAGACGUGUUUGAAAAUUGUUGGACAAUAUUGGACAGUAAUCAUAUUGAUUGUGCAUUUUUUUGGGAUACUUUAUUCCAUUAUUUAACUGUUAUUUCUACUGAAUUUACAAUGUAAAUAAAGUAAUGAGUCAUGUGUUUACAUCUUUGUAUAAAUGUAAAUGAAAUAUUCCUUUGUUGUUUUUAUAUAUACACCAAUAAAAUAUUUAUUUGUAGUCAUAAUUGUAUAUAUUGCAUGUAUAUAAAUCUAAGACUUCUCCAAUUUAUAAAUCGUUGUAUUUGAUAUACAUAAAGAUUUCAGAACAACAGAAUUAUGUGGAGGAAAUGAACUGUAUUUUUUCUACAAAAUGUUUUUUUUUAUCUUGUAAUUACACUUUCUCAAGUACCUGAUAUAAAAUAGCUACUUCAUUUUUACAAU